UACAUAACCUGGGAGUUGGGUAAUAUUACAACAAGUGACGGUAUACAUGAUGUGGGUCGAGGUAGCACAAAGGAAAGAAGACUGGGAUGAAUUUUUUGAAAUUUGUGGAAGAGAAUUCGUGGAUUCAGCAUUCGCGAGAAGAUAUCUUCCAGACAUUGAAAAAAGAAAACUUUUAAUGCCGUUAUAUUUCCGAUACCUGUAUGAAUCUCGUUACUCGGAAGAUCAAGGAAUGUUGUUUUUGGUGAAAACAAAAAACGAAAAAAACAAAACAUCAAUCGUGGCAGGAUGGUUAGCUAUUUGUGAUUUUUCGCCGCGUCAAGCAGAUAUCACAAAGAUGGUCGAAGUUUAUAAGGAAGGAACCGACCUAUUGAUGAAAGUGGAAGAAUGGCGUGCAAAAAAUAUUCAUCAAGUUAUUGAAAAUGCUGCAGAAGACCUAAACAUGAAAGCGAUAUAUGGUUCUCGAAUGGUUGUGGUAAAAGCAUACGCAGGUCAAAAUAUUUUAAAAAGACAUUCCGAUGAAAUGUUGCAUUUGUGUUCAAAAGAGACGAAGAAAAGAUAUGGAAACAAUACAAGUUUCUUUCUCUAUUGGACCAGUUUGGAGAACAAGCUCAUUGGCCAAACAUAUAGGAUAGCUCAUCUGCAUUAUAAUUACCAACCUGGACUAAAAUGUUUCGAAGAUUCGUCUGCAAAACGUGAAAUCGAAAUAAGCUGUCAUUUCGUCAUGGCAGACCUGGAAAUGGUUGAAAAACUAAGGCAAUAUUUUUCUCUCCUAAACAAAUUGUGAUGUAAUUAAAUCAAUACUUUAUAUAUAAAGUACUCAAAUUGUUCUAUACUACAUAAUAUGUAAUAUACAGGGUUUCCCCCUCCCCAUUCCCAUAAAAAUAAAUUAACCCAUAAAUUUCUUAA
Styela clava is the source of this 906-nucleotide messenger RNA. RefSeq lists its product as uncharacterized. The record is from RefSeq and is a predicted model, not a curated record. NCBI's taxonomy places the organism in Eukaryota, Metazoa, Chordata, Ascidiacea, Stolidobranchia, Styelidae.